AUGUUUAAAGUGAACGGACACCAAACGCUCACGGCAAAGGAGAAAAAAUUCAGCCGACAGGUUGAGAAGUUAUUGCCGACGUUUGAAGCACUAGAAGAAUGGGCAGACUACAUUGCGUUUCUUUCGAGGCUUCAGAAGAUGUUGCAGUCGUAUAAGGAGACAAUCGACGUGAAUAGCUCAUUCUUUGUGCCGGCCGCGAGAGAAGUUGGGUAUUGCCUAUCGCUUUGUUUAUCGCCUGAGUUGCCCAAUGGCGUCCACCAAAAGACUUUACAUAUCUACGAACUCAUCUUGCUGAACCUACCGAGGAAGAGCCUCAACCAGGAGUUGUCUGUUUGGAUGAGCGGCAUAUUCCCCUUGUUUUCGUAUUCAUCGAUCCUGAUCAAGCCACUUCAACUACACAUCUUUAGGGAUUUGCUCAUACCGAAUUUGGACCAGAAAAGCUUCCGAUCUAUAUCCAAGCCCUUUAUGCUCUGCCUUCUUUCUGGUCUCGAAGACGAAAACUCGGAGACUUUCGACGAUGUGAUCAAUUUACUAAAAAUUUUCAAGAGCUCGCUAAAUAACGAUGCUUAUUUCUGGCAUUGCAUGUUCUUUUGCAUUAUAACCAACCCCGAACGACGAAUGGGCGCACUCAAAUGGUGUGAACGGUUUCUUCCCGAGUUUCCCAAUGCAAGGGACUCGGACGGUAACGCCCUACUUUCCGAGGAGGCAAAGUUGUGCUUGACGCCUGAGGCUGGGUUAAUAGUGCGGGCCUUUACUGCUGCCAUCGAUAACUCUAGUCCCGAUAUCAUUGUAACCAGGGGCUUUUUUGACUUGCUAUUGUCGCGCACCCCCUUGGACAGCCCGAUUUUUGAGUCCUGGGUGCCGUCGAGAGACAAGGAGUCCUUGCUAAUGGCAUGCUGCCAACUCACAAUGAGAAAAGACAUGAGUCUCAAUCGAAGAGUCUGGAACUACGUUCUUGGGCCCGAUAACGAAGGUGACAACAAGGUGGUGGCCACUAGGCGAGAGUACUUUAAAGCGCACGCAUUAGCACCGUUGAGCCACGGUCUACUUUCCAUGAUGAGUUCCGAGUCCCUACAAGAGAAAAUCACAGCGUUUACCAUUUCCGUGUAUUUGAUCAUGGACAGGUGGGAGAUAAACCACGAACUAACGCCAGUUUUAUUUUCGUCAUUCUUGAAGACUUGUUACCAAAACAGAUACGCCGAAAAGUUGAAGCCAAGUGCACUCAGGUUUUUUGAAGAGACAAAGUCCUUCUACGCGUGGAGGGAAAUUGUGGAACCGCUUUCAUCGCAUGGCGAGAAGGAUUGCGAUUACGGCUUUGUAGACUUUGUCUUGAAAAGCUUUCAUGUGCAAGAAGAAGAGCUGUUGGCUAUCCACGUGCCGUUGGUGGUGGCAUCGUGCCUCCUUGGCUCUGAAUCAGGGUCAGGGUCAGGGUCAGGAUCCGGGUCCGGAUCCACAUCUACAUCCAUGAGUUCUCGAAAGUUGGAAGUGUUGGAGUCUUUAUUGAACCUCGUGCCUCCGUCCGUAUUAGAUCAGACAAAGGAAACAAAAGAACAGGCAGUGUCCGUGGACCCGGAAUUGGAUCGAACGAGGAUAUUGACUUGGUACCGAGCCCUUUCAGAUGAUGACGGCUGCAAACCACCAUACGAACAGUCCCAAGUUGUUGCUUUCAUCUUACACCGGUUUGCUGAGAUGUACGUGCGGGAUAUAGCUACUCGGCCUUACGGACCGAGGUUUUACGAGUUUGCCUCGCUUAUACUCUCUCAGUUUAGUCUGGACACAAUCAAGCGGGACAUUACAGCAUCAGUCACUGAGCAGUUAUUGGAAAUGUCCCCAGAUAGUGAAAAUGCACCGAUAAUUGUGUUUAUCUCAAACUCACUCAGCAAGAUCUUGGGCGGGCAACCGCUGAAGUUUGCUAGUUGGUUUCAAUGCGAAAAAUAUACAAAGGCGGCAUUAGUUGUGCUAUGGACGUCCAUCACUUCGGCAAAUCCAGCAAAUUACCAGUUGGAGGCUGUAAAAUGCGUCAUUGACAUGAGGCAGAGCUUUUCGAGCGAGAUUAUCGAUGCCGGUGUACUUGAGUUGUUCAUCGGGUCGCCGUUUUUUAAGAAAAUCGUUGCAUUUGAAUCGUUUUGGUCACACACAUCAACCGAGGCAGACCCAGUUCUAGAGAGGUUGCUUGAAGUCUUGAUCGACGACGCGAGGGAAACCAACAACCGUGAGUCCUUUAACAAAAUGAUUGCAAGGUGUUUCAAGAAUGGCUCUUCGCUGAGGUUCCUCAAAAUUUUGGUUACCCCAGCUUGCGAUUUUGAGUUUAUGAGCAAGUCCGUCGCGACGCUCAGCCGUCAAGAUGACUUGGCGCGGUUCUUGUAUUGCAUUCAAAAUAUCGAGGCGUGCCUCGAUAAAGACAACAUGAAAUUUUUUGCAGACCAUCUUGCCGGGGACGUGGUUGACGUGCAGGACCAUAGAAGACUCGACGUGAUAAAAUCCAAUGCGUGGGACGGUUUAACUUACAAGAAUUUCCUCAUCAAUUUGGUUGGCCAUUUCAUCACGCUAACGGUGAAUUCACCAGAUACUGAUCUUGCCCAGCUAUGCGAGUGCGCCAGCACUUGUCUCAGCAUCUACCAGAAGUCGGUCAAUGGGGCAGAAAAGAAUUUCUCAGUUUUAUUCGCCAAUCUAUUGCUGGACGCGUUCAAGUUUCUGAAGAGGGAGUCCAAAUCGAGCGACGAACCCAUCAUGUCGCGGUUCUUGGAUUGCAUCGUUUACUUUGUCAACUGUGCUCGCUCUUUGAAUGUUGACUUGAAUCUAUUGCACGUAGAAGAGCAAGAAAAAGAGCCGCUUUUGAUCAACUUUAUCACGCGAGGGAUUGGAAACUGCCGCGAUUCGGUCUUGAUGGAAAAAUGGGUGCACUUGCUCAUGAUGUCAAUCCAACUCUUUUCAGAGUCCGUGUUUAGCGUUUUGCUCGUCUUGAACGAUACAAUCUUGGGGAAAAUCAACGGGUUGUUUGAAAGGCUACUAAAUUGGGAAGAGUUUGAAGAUGAAGAAAACUUUGAGUCUUCAAUGUCGUCGUUGUUUGGCGGACUUGAGAGCUUGCUCACGAUGAGCCACGGGUUCUUGAUGCACUCGCGGGCUAAAAAGCAAGCCGAGCUGCAAAUGACGGGGAAAAGCCCCGAUGUUGGGUUUUUGAACAACGUUAUCCAAGGGGUGUUUCUGAUAGAGUCACCUUUAACCAGGACGAGCGAGGAAAAUAAGCUUUACUCGACCCUCAUUGCGUUCCACGAUGCGGUCAAGGUCCUUUUCAAGAUUUGGAAUUGGGCCGACUCCAAAUGCCAAGUUCCGGACAAUGUCGCCAAAUACUCAACGAGAUCGUUGGUUUACGUUUCCUACAAAAUCAAAUUCAGGGUCAAGAGGUUAUUCGACACCUUGUUUGGGCUUGAGAAGCAGGAAGUGAUUACGUCCUUGGUGGCCUCCAGAGGUGAUUCGUUCACCAUCUUGAAAUUGUUAAACGUUUUGGAUAGCGGCAGGUCUCACAUCACUUUGCCGGUUUUGCUUGAUUUCAUUACCUUUAGAUGCAAUCCGCAGUUGGUCUCGACUUCUUACAAGUCCUAUAUUGAGUCUGAAGUCGAUAUCGAGGCGCUCUCGGCGUUUUUGGUGGAUUUCUACGAGUUGAUGGAUGUCGACACCGUGUUGGACGUAUGGUUGUCCACCAUUGCAUUUAUGGAGAAAGUGCUGGUCGACUUUGGUGAUUUCGAAGUGAUUGUCCCCAACGUGUUGAAAAUCUGCAACAUUCUUGCGAUGAAGUCGAAAAAUGGCGCACGCAGCCGCGAUUUAAAGAACAGGAAAUCAUUAUCGGAUGUUUUCAAUCGGUUAUUUACCCAACUCAUUAGUCGCGAAAAUGGUGGAUCGAAUGGCAACUACAAUGACAACGACAACGGCAACGACAUCAGAGCAAAGACGCGCAAGCAAGUCGUCACGGCCAUCUGUGAAUUGAUGCCCCACUAUGACGAUAUCGUUCAGGAUCAAGAUAGGACCGCGAUGGCGGUUUCCGCCAUUUUAAACAAUGCCAUUUUCGCUCCGGGAAGAAACAAGAAGUUGUCGACGUUCCUCCCUGGCUCCAUGAGCAUUUUGAAAGCUGUUGGCGAGCACCAUCCGUUGAGGAGCUGGAAGAAUCUCAUCAAUGAUUUAUUCAACGAGCCCGAUUUUUUCGUUGCCGAGCCGUUCAUCUUAUCUGAUGACUGGAAAGGGCUCGUUAGCUUAUGGUUGGAACACGACAAGGACAAGUUCAAAGAGAGGUUAUCCAAGCUUUCCUCUGCGUCCGCGAAUGGUGCUGGUGCCUUGUUCAGCUGGAACGAAGUGGCGGACAUUGAAAGCAAAGUAGGCACCUUGAAACGCAUCACGUAUAUGAUCUUGGUGCAGCCGCGCGACUACUAUGGCAACAGCUCCCACGCGUUGUUUGAAACGUUGAAAACCUUGUUGGAAGGUUCAAAUUGCCCACUCGCCAUCCGGAUCGAAAUCAGCAAGCUUUUGCGCGCCCUAGUGUUGAAGAGCAGCGAUGUGCACCUUACUCCGCAUUGGCCCUUGACUAUCCACGAGUUGUUAUCCAUCUUUGACUUGGCUAACAAGCCACCGAAAGAGCUCAGCUCGUUGUCGCAGGAUGAGAUGAGUUUGAUUUUAUUUGGCUGCAAAUUGCUUGACUUGUUGUUGAUUAUGGGCAACGAUGAGUUCAACUUGAACUCGUGGCUCUUUGUCAAGUUUAGCGAUUUCGAUAAGAAAGAGGAAACCGAUCUGAUUAUCGAUCAAAUCUCGUACAAGACCGAUUUCACCUACUCCAAAAUCGACCCUUUCCCGCUCCCCAAUAGCACUGCCUCGGAUACCAGAGGGUGGAGACCGUUGUUGGAAGGCGUUGGCAAGAUUGAGCUGGUUGCCCAGUUGAGGCUAUUCUUUGAGUCCUUGAGCAUGAUCCAAUACGAGCGAGCUUACAGUUUGAUGCGGGAGGAUUACAGAGUCUGCGUCGACGAUACCCUCAGCGACUUGAUGGUAUAG
Lodderomyces beijingensis is the source of this 5037-nucleotide messenger RNA. Lineage: Eukaryota; Fungi; Ascomycota; Pichiomycetes; Serinales; Debaryomycetaceae. The record is from the annotation of a GenBank genome assembly.